ACAGCACAGUAGGUGGCGCUAAUGCAUUACUCAAGUUUGCAAACAGCGAUGCAGAAGGAAGACCGUUGUUCGAUUAACCGCUGUGCUUUUGGGAAAUUGAGUGUUCGUUGUAAUCAAACUCGUGUUGAUCGUGAAUUUUACAAUAGGUCUUAUAUAACCAGGCGUUUUUAAAUUUAUUUAGGCUUUUAAAAUGCUUUAUUAAUAGUGCUGUUGUAAUAAGCCACCCAGUAGCUUGCCAAGCACAAAGUGAUUUGUUUAGCUGUUAGCUGAGUGUUUAAAUGAGCGUUUGAGUCAUGUUGCUAGAUGUGCUACAGGGAGCGGAGGCUGGAGGAUUCACACUCAUUCAAGAUACUGUCAAAUGCAGCGGUCGGGGAAUCCUCAAGUGUUUUAUUAACGCAGCAUUGAAAAGGGGCGAGGACGUACAUGUGCUGGGAUUUGAGGCGAGUGAAACAGAAGUGUGUGCUGGCUUGGACAGCAGCUGUGUGCAGAAGCUUCAUUUUCAUAAGGGUUUCCCUGAUCCCCUCGGCUGGAUGUGUAAAUCUUCUUUCACCGUCGAUCAGCUCACUUCUCAACACAUAACUAAGCUCAUCAAAGACACGCAGCAUGCCAAAGCAUCAGUACUUGUUAUUGACUCCCUCUCAUUUGUUUUAAGACAUCAUGACCCUGUUGUCAUCUGUCAAAGACUUCAGGAGCUCAGAAAAGGAGGAGAUAUUAAAACUAUUAUCGGUGUCCUGCAUUCAGACUUGCAUCUGCAAGGUGUUGUAGGUAUUGUAAGUCACUUAGCCAGUACUGUUAUCUCUUUGGCACCUGCAAACUAUGAACAUCAUGCUAUGGCUAUGACCACACGACGCACAAAGUCGGGCAAAGUUAUGCAAGAGGAAGAGUAUUUCAGCGUGUCUGAGGAUGCAACCCUUUCUGUGCGGGCCAAACCCCGUCAACCUGGGCAUGUACAGAAAGAGCAAGAUGUAGCGGGGGCUGAUCCAACAUCAAACUUGACCUUCAAUCUACGCCUGUCUGAGGAGGAGAGAAAAGCCAAGGAGAAAGUGGCACUGCCAUUUGUAUUUAGCCAAGAGAAAAAAUCAGCUCUUCUGAGGCCGACUCCUGGCUCGGGACGGAUCGUGUACGAGCCUGAUGCCAGCGAUGACUUUGACGAGGAGGAUCCAGAUGAUGAUCUUGAUGUGUGAAUGAAGACAGCCUACAUCAUGACCUAAAUCUGGGAAUGUCUAUCCAUCUUUAUAAAUUAUUUAUUUAUGAUUCUUUAUUUUAUUAUGAGUCAAAUAGUCUAAGGCAGCAUGUCUAUCAGCUAUAACAAGACUACGCUUGAGAAUGUUGUUUUGACAGAUAUGAAUUGAUGAACCAGAGUUCUUAGUAAUGUUACGCAGUUUUUGUAUUGGUGGAUAAAAAAAAAAAACACACUCAUGGGUCAAUGACAUGACCGGUCAUUUUUUUUUUUUUGUCCAAAGGCCUUAAUAAUAAUAAAAAAUAAAGAUAUGACGUCCAAAGUGUAAGGUAGUACAACUAGAUCUCUUUUGUGAAUCCAAAAAGGUUUUAAUUAUAUUUUCCUACAUAUAAAUGUAUUUUAAAGAUUUUGAAGUGUCAAAAGGCCAAUACAGCCAUUUCAUUUGUGAUUAAAACAUCUUAAAAUGUAAUAAAAAGGUAUAUAUUUUAUUCUGGCAUGAUUUUAUAACAUCAUAUAUCAACAUGGUAUUAAAAUUAUGUGUAGAAGUUGCUUUGUUAUGAGAAAGAAUGUCUGGAAAAAUGAAUUUUAUUGAUGUCAUUCGGAGUAACCAAUAUAAAGGGACCAUUGUGGAUCAAGUCAUGCAGUCAAUAUCAUAUGACAGGAUGUGACAUCAUUCAGACACCUGCAAAGGACCACAUGGUCCUGAAGCAAAAGCUAACUCUCUUAACUAUUUGAAAAAUUCAUGUUUUCACUUGCUCAUACGCAUGUCCCGAAACAUCAGGUCAUUCGGUACAGCCGCUAUAAAACGGAAAAUGUUGUAAUAUUUUAAAAACUUGUAUUAAAUAUAAAAUGUUUGAUUGUCCUUUUGUUAGCUAGCUAGCUAGAUAUCAGUCUGUUAGCACUGUUUGAAAAUAUCGUCAUUCGGUAUAACCAAGAGUGUCAUUCGGUAAAACCGAAAUUUUGGUUAAACUGAAUGGCUUUUUGGUGACAAAUUUUGUCCAUCUUGUAAAAAAAUGACAAAAGCAGUUUUAAUUGAUUAUAAAAUCCACAUAAUCUCAUUGUUAACACUUAAUAAAACUUCAGAAUUAA
This is a messenger RNA of Ctenopharyngodon idella (grass carp), 2269 nucleotides long. It is a transcript of the gene elp5, whose product is annotated as elongator acetyltransferase complex subunit 5. Gene Ontology annotation, cellular component: cytosol; elongator holoenzyme complex; nucleus. Gene Ontology annotation, biological process: tRNA wobble uridine modification. The transcript has 8 exons. The coding region runs from base 294 to 1184 and encodes 296 amino acids. The record is from RefSeq and is a predicted model, not a curated record. Lineage: Eukaryota; Metazoa; Chordata; Actinopteri; Cypriniformes; Xenocyprididae. Gene Ontology annotation, molecular function: tRNA binding.